Solea senegalensis (Senegalese sole) is the source of this 2699-nucleotide messenger RNA. It is a transcript of the gene sec14l1, whose product is annotated as SEC14-like protein 1. Gene Ontology annotation, molecular function: RIG-I binding. NCBI's taxonomy places the organism in Eukaryota, Metazoa, Chordata, Actinopteri, Pleuronectiformes, Soleidae. The coding region runs from base 256 to 2388 and encodes 710 amino acids. The transcript has 16 exons. The record is from RefSeq and is a predicted model, not a curated record. Gene Ontology annotation, biological process: negative regulation of RIG-I signaling pathway. Gene Ontology annotation, cellular component: cytoplasm; cytosol.
ACGGUGACGCCCUUCUCUAGAGAGACACAACAAGCGAACGGCUAACAUUGCGCUUUUCACUUUAGCGUUAACAAUGAAGGUUUGCACAGUAUUCGCAUUCAGCUGACAGUCAACAUGGAGGAGAAACUGUUGCGCUGCUUCAGUGACGUAUAAACUUACCAGACGGGAUUUUUAAGCGUCUGCUGCUAAAAGUUGACUUUUUGUUUGUGUGUGUGCAGUUUUCUUUGUGAAGUUGUUCGUGAGAGAAGUUCAACCAUGGUGCAGGAAUACCAGUCACCAGUUCGGGUCUACAAGCAUCCAUUUGAGUUAAUCAUGGCGGCAUAUGCAAGGAGAUUCCCAAAGUGCCCCUUGAUCCCAGUGUUUGUGGACAGUGAGGUCAUCAGUGAAGACCAGAGUGAGGAUGCUUCCACGGUUGUAACUCAGAGGCGUUGUAUGAUUGACAUUGACGCUCCAAGACUUCUUAAAAGGAUUGCCGGCGUCGACUACCUCUACUUCAUCCAAAAGAACACUCUGAACCGCAGAGACAGGACGCUACACAUUGAGGUCCACAACGAGACAUUCUCCAGCAGAGUCAUUGUCUGUGAAAACUGCAAGUACACGGUUCAUCCAGAGAAUGAGGAGUGGACAUGCUUUGAACAGACAGCUAGUCUGGAUAUGAAGUCCUUUUUUGGCUUUGAGAGCAUGGCAGAGAAGAUAGCUAUGAAACAAUAUGCUGCAAGUAUUAAAAAGGGCAAAGAAAUUAUUGAGCACUACCUCAGAGAGCUGGAAGACGAAGGCAUAACUUAUAUACCUCGUUGGAUACCGCCUGUGUCCUCUGGCACAGCAGCUGCCAAGCUUCUGCUGCCGCCCUCCUCUACUCCCAGAGCCAUCCCAGUGAAGAGUGCCAAGGACAGGCUGCCCUGCAAGGACCCAUCCUGUUCCAUGGAGCUACUGGCUGGCUCUCCUGACGACAAGUUGGAUGCAGACUACAUCAGACGUUACCUAGGUGAUUUAACACCUCUGCAGGAGAGCUGUCUUAUUCGUCUGCGCCAGUGGCUCCAGGAAACCCACAAGGGCAAGAUUCCAAAGGAUCAGCACGUGCUGCGCUUCCUCAGAGCCAGAGAUUUCAACCUAGACAAGGCCAGGGAGAUUUUGUGUCAAUCUCUAACCUGGAGGAAACAACAUCAGGUGGACUUCCUGUUAGACACAUGGAAGCGUCCACAGCUGCUUCAGGAAUAUUACACCGGCGGCUGGCACCACCACGACAGAGAUGGACGUCCUUUUUAUGUCUUGCGUCUGGGACAAAUGGACACUAAGGGACUAGUACGAGCGCUGGGAGAGGAGGUUCUUCUAAGACAGGUCCUGUCCAUCAAUGAGGAGGGACUGAGGCGUUGUGAAGAAAACACCAGAGUGUUCGGGCGACCUAUUAGCUGCUGGACUUGCCUGGUGGAUCUCGAGGGUCUCAACAUGCGUCACCUGUGGAGACCGGGCAUUAAGGCUCUGCUGAGAAUCAUCGAGGUGGUGGAAGCAAACUACCCUGAGACUCUGGGCCACCUCCUCAUACUGAGGGCACCUAGAGUUUUUCCAUUGCUCUGGACCCUGGUCAGUCCCUUGAUUGAUGAGAACACUCGUAAGAAGUUUCUCGUUUAUGCCGGAAAUGACUACCAGGGUCCCGGAGGCUUGGUGGACCUCAUCGACACAGAGAUCAUCCCUGACUUCUUGGGAGGAGACUGCAUGUGUGAGUUCCCAGAAGGAGGCACAGUCCCCAAAUCUCUGUACAGGACAGCAGAGGAGCUGGAGUGCGAGGAGAACCGUCUAUUGACUGACUCAAUUUAUAAGAGUGCCAGUAUCUUCAAGGGUGCUCCAUAUGAGAUGCUGAUCGAGAUUACAGAGGCCUCAUCUGUCAUCACGUGGGAUUUUGAUGUAUCUAAAGGAGAUGUGACUUUCAACAUCUACCAUUCCAAGAGGGCCCCUCAGCUUCCUAAGAAAGACACUCUCGGAGCCCAUGGCAUUACAUCCCUAGCUGGGCCCGUCAACGCCCAGCUGAUAGACAAGAACUGGGUGCUGGGCCAGGACUACAGCAUGGUGGAGAAAGCUCUAAUUUGCAGAGAGGGGGAGAGUGUACAGGGAUCCCACAUAACACGCUGGCCGGGUUUCUACAUCCUCCAGUGGCGUUUCCACAGCUCCCCAGCCUGCACUGCUUCCAGCCUGCCUCGGGUGGAUGAUGUGCUGGCUUCUCUGCAGGUGUCCACACACAAGUGUAAGAUCAUGUACUACACCGAGGUGCUGGCCUCCCAUGACUUCAGGGGAUCCAUGACCAGUUUGGAGUCUUGUCAUAGUGGUUUCUCACAGCUCAGUGGUGCCACUACUUCCUCCAGCCAAUCACACACCAGCUCCAUCUCAAGGUAGCAGACAUCUGACCCGAGGCGUCAGUAACCCCCGAACUGAAUGAUAUCUGUCUCCACCUUAUACAGUUGUAUGUGAGAAUAACAUUUGAAAUUUGAGUAGAUCAGCUAGCAUUCAGUGAUCUUUUGUGAAUGAUGUAGCCUCAAAUUACAUGUAGCCUUGUGAUGACUGGAUGUCAUAUUUGUGUAUAGAAAAAUCACAUGUGCAGUGCUUAAGUGAAAUUGCUCAUUUCCAGCUAGACACAUACUCAUAAAGGUGAUAAUGCAUAAUACCGACUGUGCCUUUGCUGGGUAAAUAAAUACAUGUCAAUUCUA